AUGGCCUUCGAUAUUGUCACCACUCAUUUUGAGAUUCCAGAAAAAGCCGCACGUACAAUCAAGACUCAUUUAGAGGGUCAAGAAAGCAUUCCUGAUAUCGCCGCUUUGAUAGUUACAAUCAAAGGCGAUCCUUUAAUUGUAGAAAAUGGAACAAUUACUAUUCUCGCAGGUUUACUGGUCGCAUUCGUGAACUCAGGUGAUUACGACGCUAGGUAUCGAGUACUUCUUAGGCAUCUUGCAACAUUGCUAGGUGUUGUGUGGGAAGAACUUGAAGACAUCGAAGACUCAUUGGCGAGUACGAUCGUCAACGAGGUUUUCAAGGAAACAAAGCACUCGCAACUGGCUCGAGAGAAGGCGCAAAGGAACAAGAAAAUCAAACGAUUUCUCCUCGUUGGAGCCGCUGGAGGCAUAGGAGGAGUACUCAUCGGUCUCACAGGAGGUCUGGCAGCUCCUCUUGUGGCCGCUGGCGCAGGUAUGAUCAUCGGCUCAGGCGCUGCUGGUUUGGCCACCACGGCAGGUGCAGCCGUUCUAGGGACGACGUUUGGAGUCGCUGGAGCAGGACUGGCUGGGUAUAAGAUGAAUAAGCGGGUUGGUGCGAUUGAAGAGUUCUCAGUUGAAACCCUUUCGGAAGGCCUCAGUCUCCACUGCGCUCUGGUGGUUUCCGGAUGGAUUGAGGAAGACACGUCAUGUGAACAGGCGUUUGAACACCAGUGGAGACAUCUCAGUUUGGCGCGGGAACAGUACACACUACGGUAUGAGAGCAAGUAUCUGAUGGAACUCGGUAAGGCCAUGGACUACAUAAUGGGUUUUGCCGUUUCUGUCGCUAUUCAGCAAACCCUCAUGGAAACAGUGUUGGCAGGUUUGGUGUCUGCGGUGGCAUGGCCAGUAGCGAUUGUUUCAGCCGCUUCAGUUCUCGACAAUCCGUGGAACGUGUGCGUGGCCAGAGCAGCGGAGGUUGGGGAACAUCUGGCAGAGUUGCUUCUCAGCCGAUCUCAUGGCAGACGGCCAAUAUCGCUGAUUGGAUUCUCGCUUGGUGCUAGGGUCAUCUACCACUGUCUGCUUGCUAUGAGCAAGCGCGCAGAAUCAGCAGGUAUAAUUGAAGACGUAAUUUUGCUCGGAGCUCCAGUAUCCACUUCGCCAAAAGAAUGGGAACAAAUAUGCACUGUUGUCGGUGGAAGGGUGAUCAAUGGUUACUGCGAAACAGACUGGUUGUUACGAUUUCUAUACCGCACAAUGAGCGUGCAGUUCACAAUUGCUGGAACGGGUCCGGUCCCUCACAAAAACCGGAAGAUUUUCAACCAUAACCUCAGCCAUAUAGUGAAAGGCCACCUUGACUACUCGCGCAAACUUUCCGAGGUUUUAGCCGCCGUCGGAGUGAGCGUGAAGCGUUUUUCAACGGAUCUCUCUGGAGAAAAUUUUCGUGAGGCCGUUGGAGAAGCGGAAGAUGCCUUGUCAAUUUCGGUCCCUGACAAUAGCAAUAGCGAAGCUUCUCCGAGUGAGAUCGAUGCUGCUGCUAAUGGAAUACAGGAGAUAAGAGUGAGGGACAAAGAAGGUCCAACUUCAACUCAGAAAUAG
Messenger RNA from Cooperia oncophora, 1575 nucleotides. Lineage: Eukaryota; Metazoa; Nematoda; Chromadorea; Rhabditida; Trichostrongylidae. The record is from the annotation of a GenBank genome assembly.